This is a messenger RNA of Oncorhynchus nerka (sockeye salmon), 11549 nucleotides long. Its product is annotated as testis-expressed protein 2-like. The transcript has 10 exons. Bases 290 to 3055 code for a protein of 921 amino acids. Gene Ontology annotation, molecular function: lipid binding. Lineage: Eukaryota; Metazoa; Chordata; Actinopteri; Salmoniformes; Salmonidae. The record is from RefSeq and is a predicted model, not a curated record. Gene Ontology annotation, cellular component: endoplasmic reticulum.
CUCUGUGCUUUCAGCAGUCAGCUGUCAACAGGCUGGGCAUGAAAUGAGGCUCAAACAACGACGCAGUACGUGGAAGUGAUAACAAUACAACGUUUUGUCACUGUCCUGUAAAACUGUUCAUAUCCAUUCAGUGGAUUUUGUAAUCGUGCUUACUCGAGAGAUGAUGAACUCGGGACACGAUCAUUGAACACUAUGGACAUGUGAGACUCGACAUGAAUGCAGACGCUGAGGCGAUGCUGGAUUGAAUGGCACUGAGGAUACGAGACUGUGACCCAGCAGGAGCGCUGCGAUGGCCAGCUGCCACAGUAGCCAUGCAGACACCGCCGAAGCUCCUCCUCCCUCAGCCUCACGGCCGCCAGCCAUGCCCAAGCUCCACGUCCAGGGCUCGCUGUCCCGGAAGUCCAUCACCAUCCACUUCUCGCCCCUGGGCGAGGAGGAGGAGGAGGAGAAGGAGGAGGAGCUCUAUGGGGCAGUUGUGUCCUCUCCUCUUCCCCCUGCUGGACCCAUAAAGGACCCCCCAGGCAUUGUGACGGCCCUGGAGGCCAGCGAGGAUCUGAUCCUUGAUGGAGCCGGGUUGGACUCUGAGGCUCAGGCUGCAGUUCUGCCUAUGUUGUCCUCAACUGGUCUUCAAAGCUCCAUCACCUCCACGUUACCCUCUGAACUGAAAAGCUCCUCUCCUUCCCCUGCCACCACCUCCAAAUCCACUUCCUCCAAGUCUAGCGACAAACCUUUCUUCAGCCUGGUCAAGUCUCUAUCCUCUGACAUCAUUGAGCCUUCUGAAAAUGUCUCCAUCUCCCCCGCUGCCCCCACUUCCGUGCGCCACUGCCACCCGAUGAAAACCCUGGUCAAGUCACUCUCCUCUGACACCUCCCAGGAAUCCCCCCCUUCCUCCUCCUCCUCGCCCUACCGCCUCUCGGACUCCCGCCUCAACCUGCACCUCUUCAAGCAGUUCACGCAGUCCCGUGCCCCAGGAGCUGUCGUUGCUGGGGCUGACUCAAAGACCGCCCCCUCCUCGACGCUCACCUCCCCAGACAGCCGCAACUUCUUUAAGGCGUCCGUGGAGGCGAGCAUCGAGGACACUAAGCGCCGUUUCUCCGAGGCCAUCUACGAGCCUCUCCAGCUGUUCAAUAAGAUCAUGGAGGACAAGACUGGAGGCAUUGGCAGCAGUGCCUUUCGGUCCAAAGCGCUCUCGUCCAGUGCUUCGGAGCUCACCUGCCUGGCCUCCCUCAACAACGGCCAACCGGAGAGCAGCAACAACAACUACAGCAUCAAGGAGGAAACCGGUGAUGAGUGGGAGUCCGAGGGAACCGGAAACGGAGCCAGCUCUCCAAAUCCCACCUCUGACACCAGAAGUCCUAAAAUGUCUUCCACCUCUCUCAGCCUGGACAAUUGCUCCAUGUCAGCCCUGGCCAAGCUGGAGGACGAGGACUUCUGUAUCCUGUCUAGUGAGGACUUUGAGGAUAUCGAGGGGGAUUAUGGAGACACAACCGACGAUACAUGUAACCAAGUCAGACUGCCGCCUAGUGGCAGUCCGGAACUAUGCAGUGACGACAAGUCAGAGGGAGAAGAUCUGCCACCCAGCAUUCCACACUACACCCUGAUCAUCAUCACAGCGCUGGUCUACGGGUACUUCGUGUUGCCCCUGCCCACCUACGUUGGGGGUAUGCUGCUGGGAGUGGGACUAGGGUUCAUGCUAGCUAUCGCUGUGGUGUGGUUGGCCGGACCCAAGCCUUCUGGCAAUCGCACCAGACAUCCCAGACACCAGGGGAAGCUGAGGAACAUGACCCAGCUGGGCAUCAAAGAGCCAAGCAUCUUCAAGGGCUGGAUGAACGAGAUAGUGAACUACGACCCGGAGACAUAUCACGCCACUCUGACCCACUCUGUGUAUGUGAGACUGGAGGGCUCCAUCCUGCGCCUGUCCACACCCAACCGCAACAUCGCCCGGCGGGCCACCCAUAACGAACCCAAGCCCGACGUCACCUAUAUCAGCCAGAAGAUCUACGACCUCACUGACAGCAAGAUCUAUCUGGUGCCCCAGAGUCUGGCCAGGAAGCGUGUGUGGAACAAGAAGUACCCUAUCCGCAUCGAGCUGGCCAAGCAGGACGACUUCAUGUCCAAGGCAGAGGGCGACCACAGCGAAACCACACACGAGAGAACCACGGCCACAGGAGAGGCGACCGUGGGGACUGAGGAGGCCAAAAGGUCCGGUGGUCCUGAACUGACCCUGUACCUGUUUGGUCGGACGGGGAGGGAGAAGGAGGAGUGGCACCGGAGGAUCCUGUUGGCCUCCAAGCCCCCCAAGACAGGGAUGAAGAGAGUCACUGGUCUGCAGGGGUGUAAGACUGCCUUGAGCUCCCGCAGCCGCAGCAGCAGCCGGAGCAGUCUGGACGAGGUGCUAGCGUCUCAGCCAAGGACCAGGGACUCAACAGCAGGCAUAGCAGCCAAGUCCCUACUGGACUACAGUGUCUACAUGGCCACCCUGGUGCCCCCCGAGACUGGCACUGCCACGCCCAUCGCUGCCACUAGUCCCGUAGUCCAGAGUCCACAGAGUAGCCCUGGGUCGGGCAACAAGUUGCAGAGCAGCAGCAGCUUUGACCCUGUCGUUUUGCUGGGGGAGGAGGAGCCUGUUGCCUGGGUGAACUCUGCGAUUGGCCGCGUGGCAUGGGACUUCCUGGGCGAGCCCUACUGGGCUGACGUGGUCUCCAAGAAGAUCCAGAUGAAACUCAGCAAGAUCCGGCUCCCCUACUUCAUGAACGAGCUGACCCUGACAGAGCUGGACAUGGGCGUGGCCACUCCCAGAAUCCUUGGCGCCUCCAAACCCUCAGUUGACCAUCAAGGUCUGUGGUUUGACUUGGAGAUUUCGUACAGCGGCUCCUUCCUGAUGACCCUGGAGACCAAGAUGAACCUGAUCAGACUGGGGAAGGACGGCGACUGUAUGCGCUUCAGAGACCUCAGCAAGGAUGGCGUUUCUCUGGGGCCUUCUCGUUUCCAUUUUCGUUCCAUUUCGAUCUGUUUUUGUGGUCAUUUCAUUACGUGUAGCUUCCAUUCCAUCUAACUGACAUUGUGAAUGGGUUCAUUUUGUCAGUGUUCAGACUGUGUGUCCUCAUGUGAAUUCUAAAACCAAGGGGAUCUCAAGAGGAUGCAUCAGUCCAUACUCGAUCAGUGUUUUCCAUUCGCGCCGGCUAAUCAGCCGAUUUACCGACUCAUUUAGAGCUUGCUACAUUUUCCACUUCAUAUUAACUACGUUACUUUUCAUUUAAAAGUUUAAAUUCGCUAGUCCGUCAAGCCCUUUCGCACUCGAAUUGGCGAUAUGCAUCUUCUAAAGAGCUAUUGGUAGGAUAGGCGCCUGUCAGUCACGAAGCGAGCGAUGACAGGGAAACGCAGCAGAGAGGAACAUGCGAAGCGAGAGGUUUCACUCUCACCCCAAAAAAAUCCAAAAUAAUCCCAAUGCGUUUCUAUGGGAUUAUUUUGGACCGACACUUGUCGCCUGUUGAAUUUCUUUACACAGAGUAGGUAGAGAGCUUGAUGCUCGUGAUUUUGCAUGUCCUAUGUAAUAUACAGUUGAAGUCAGAAGUUUACAUACACUUAAGUUGGAGUCAUUAAAACUUGUUUUUCAACCACUCCACACAUUUCUUGUUAACAAACUAUAGUUUUGGCAAGUUGGUACCUUGUGCAUGACACACGUCAUUUUUCCAACAAUUGUUUACAGACAGAUUAUUUCACUUUAUCACAAUUCCAGUGGGUCAGAAGUUUGCAUACACUAAAUUGACUGUGCCUUUAAACAGCUUGGAAAAUUCCAUAAAAUGAUGUCAUGGCUUUAGAAGCUUCUGAUAGGCUAAUUGACCUAAUUUGAGUCAAUUGGAGGUGUACCAUUGGAUAUAUUCCAAGGCCUACCUUCAAACUCAGUGCCUCUUUGCUUGACAUCCUGGGAAAUAAAAAGAAAUCAGCCAAGACCUCAGAAAAAAAAUGUUUGUCCUCAAGUCUGGUUCAUCCUUGGGAGCAAUUUCCAAACGCCUGAAGGUACCACGUUCAUCUGUACAAACAAUGGUACGCAAGUAUAAACACCAUGGGACCACGCAGCUGUCAUACCGUUCAGGAAGGAGACGCGUUCUGUCUCCUAGAGAUUAACGGAAUUUGGUGCGAAAAGUGCAAAUCAAUCCCAGAACAACAGCAAAGGACCUUGAGAAGAUGCUGGAGGAAACAGGUACAAAAGUAUCUAUAUCCACAGUUAAACAAGUCCUAUUUCGACAUAACCUGAAAGGACGCUCAGCAAGGAAGAAGCCACUGCUUCAAAACCGCCAUAAAGAAGCCAGACUACGGUUUGCAACUGCACAUGGGGACAAAGAUCGUCCUUUUUGGAGAAAUGUCCUCUGGUCUGAUGAAACAAAAUAGAACUGUUUGGCCAUAAUGUCCAUCGUUAUGUUUGGAGGAAAAGGGGGAGGCUUGCAAGCCGAAGAUCACCGUCCCAACCGUGAAGCACGGGGGUGGCAGUAUCAAGUUGUGGGGGUGCUUUGUUGUAGGAGGGACUUGUGCACUUCACAAAAUAGAUGACACCAUGAGGUAGGAAAAUUAUGUGGAUAUAUUGAAGCAGCAUCUAAAGACAGUUAAGCUGAAGAAGUUGAAGCUUGGUUGUGAAUGGGUCUUCCAAAUGGACAAUGACCCUAAGCAUACAUCCAAAGUUGUGGGGAAAUGGCUUAAGGGCAACAAAGUCGAGGUAUUGGAGUGGCCAUCACAAAGCCCGGACCUCAAACCUAUAGAAAAUGUGUGGGCAGAACUGAAAAGGCGUGUGUGAGCAAGGAGGCCUACAAACCUGACUCAGUUACACUGGCUCUGUCAGGAGGAAUGGGCCAAAAUUCACCCAAUUUAUUGUGGAAAGGUUAAACAAUUAAAAGGCAAUGCUACCAAAUACUAAUUGAGUGUGUGUAAACUUCUGACCCACUGGGAAUGUGAUGAAAUAUAUAAAAGCUGAAAUACAUAAUUCUCCUAUUAUUCUGACAUUCCACGUUCUUAAAAUAAAGUGGUGAUCCUAACUGACCUAAAACAGGGAAUUGUGACUAGGAUUAAAUGUCAGGAAUUGUGAAAAACUGAGUUUAAAUGUAUUUGGCUAAGGUGUAUGUAAACGUCCGACUUCAACUGUAAGUGGUAACGAUGAGUCGAAAUCCACGACUUAGCCUAUUUUAAUUUCUAUGUGUUUGUGUUUCACAUAGACAGCCACGCGGAGUUGUGGCUCAUUGUAGGCUAUUUACUGUGCAUUGAUUGAUAACAGAACAGCAAGUGUUUACUAGCUUAUCAUCGGUGUCGAUCUGACUGAAUAAAUUGGUUCUCCUAUAUCCCUUUGCCUUUCAUAAAUUAUGUGUUGUGGUUAUAUAUCCAUGGUAUCGCAUCGGGACAAGUAAACAAAAGGUUUUCCUAGUUUCCUUUCAUAGGAUGUCAGGGCUUGCCAGACUGACGCUAAAGUGAGUGACUCGUCACUCACUUUGCAUCGGUGAGAGUCGUUCAUUUGACUCCCUAAUUUUCAUAGGCUACUGGUAGGCCUAGGCUUUUUGGCUCUUAUAUGCAGAUAAAUUAUGAAAACAUUCGAUGAAGAUGGUGAAUCAUCAUUGCAGGAACAAUAGGUUCUGGUCUGAAUAUGAUAAUUAGGGCCCUCGCGAAAUGCAGGCAUUAAAAUGGAAUUCAACUAUAUAUAAAAAAACGAAUUCAAUUGAAAUUGUAUUAAUUUGACUAAGUUUAUCGUAAGACAUGAACAGAAUGCAUCAACGCAACUUUCUAAACUGGCAAUGAAAAUGACCGUCUCUUUGUGUGCGGUGCAGGGGUCUACCACUUUGUGUAAAUCAUUAGCAAUUAUGCUAAAGAAAACAGUCUUCUGGUAGAUGGGAAAACCUUCCCAACUUGCACAGUUAAAUGUUAACUACAAAGUACUCUAUGCUUACCUUGGAAAAUGAUAUCAUGAGUGGGCAUUUGUUGAAGCUGGAAACUACACACUAAAUUUCUCUAGUUUUUUUUUUUCCAGACCUCAAGUGGUCUCCUGAUGUGGUUUAAGCAUUCGUGUGGACUUUUAAAUUGUGAAUUUGAAAUGGAAAACCUGACACAAAGGUAAACCUCUUAAAAACCAAACCUUUUAAUACAUUUUUCUAGAUCAUGUGGGCUAUUUACUUCAAAUUUCUGUUUUAAUUAAAUACAUCAUUUGAAGAACAAACAUCAAUGUGGCAUUUCAUAUCUCGCAGUUAAACUGUAAAUAAGUCUUUAAUCUCAAAUGUUUAAUGUUCUCUUACUUAGUCCUGAUCAUAUAAGCCUAGACCGAGACAAUAUUCAAAACAGCUAACAAUACACUGAAUUCAUAUAUUUUCAGUCUUUCUGCACAAUACCACAACAAAUGUUUCCAAUCUGAGAGAAAACCUUGAUAAAGUAUUCAAUAAUUCAAUGUACCAGAGGCCACCAAAAUGGAGUUCCUUCAAUGAUGAGCUCUAUUUUGCCCCCAGGAUCGGGGGAGCCUAGCUGGCAAUUUUAUUUCUAUUUGGCUGGCUACUCUAUGUACUUGUGGAAAACACUGCUCAAUCGUUUGACCACCGGAGGGAACCUUUGAGACGUAUUUGAUAGUAUUCCGUAUUGGCAUUACCAGAGAAUUUUAAAUCUUUUUUGUAAUAACAUAGUAUAUGGGAUUGAUUUAAGAAAUUUGGCUUAAUUAAUUUGAUUAAUAUUAUGGUGUUUCUAUUCAGGGAAAAACAAAACCCUCAGGGUUUACGUUAGGAUGGAAUGGAAAAUAUGGCGCUGAACAAUGUGACAGUCAAGAGGAGGCUACAGGAUUGGAGGAUUCAUAAUUGUUUGCCUUCAUUAGACAACUUUGUUCCAAUAUUUCUGUAAAUCAGUGAUAUUUAUUCCCAUAGUAAUUCGUUAUGGAUCAUAACUAAAGCAUUUUGACAGUGUUUUUUAAAAUAAUUUUAUUAACGAAAUGUAUUUUUGUAUAUUAGGCUACUGUGCAGUCUAUAAUACAUACUGUAGUAAACAUGGGAAAGUGUCUAAUUCCUUACAUAAGGGAGAGCAGGCCAUGUCUGUACUACAGAAUGCGGGAGACCGGGGUUCAAAUCCCCGUUGGGGAGGAAGGAGUAGGCUGUCCUCCUGUCCCAGAUGUGUUAUUUCAUAAUUGUGAUGUCUUCACUAUUAUUGUACAAUGUAAAAAUAUAGAAAAAUCUUGGAAUGAGUAGGUGUGUCAACUUUUGACAGGUACGGUUAAAUAAAGGUUACACUAAGAGCAUAACAUUUCUGCACCCUAAUUUUCAAAUGAUUGUCUAACCAAUACCCAAAUGGAGAUUAAGUGAAAAUAAAAAAUCUCAUUGAUUUAUCAAGACCAGUCCCCAUGCUUGCCUCAGAGCAGCGCGAAACGGUGCCAAAAUAGUUGUAGGCUUUUGCUUGUAUGCUCUUUAAAUAAAUAAGACCAACAUAAUUUUUAACAGCACAUUACUCAACACUAGUGAGACUCAUUUCGCCUAUGGUAGGCCUACAGUACAUCGAUGAAAAAAAUUGGAGGACUCUAAAUUAAUAUCUAAGGGGUAUUUUCCAUUAGGAUCUGUGAUAAUAUCUGAGAAUAUCUAAGGGGCAAUGUAGAAAAUAGUAAAAAAAUAAAGAAAUCCUGGAAUGAGUAGUUGUGUCAACUUUUGACUGGUACUUAAUUAAUUGGAUUAAUAUUAUGGUGUUUCUAUUCCACGAAAAAUGAAAAACCCUCUGGAUUUCUGUUAGGAUGGAACGAAAAAUAUGGCGCUGUACAACGUGACAGUCGACAGUACAGUACUUGGCUAUUUAGGUAAAGAAUCCCUGUGUCGAGGGGACGAGAGACCGGGGUUCAAAUCCCAGACGGGGAGGAAGUAGGUUUAUCUCAGAGUCCCCAUGCUUGUCUCAGAGCAGUGGGAAACGGUGCUAAAAUAGUUGUAGGCUUUUGCUUCUAACUUCAAUAUGCUCUUUAAAAAAGACCUCCACCAUUUUUAACAAUAUAUCUACAAAUGUUUUUUCCAAUGAUGUGACUCUCCGCCAAUAAUUACAUGUAGAGGAUUGGAGGACUCUAUAUUACUAAGGGGCAUUUUCAGUUAGAUCUGUGUGAAUAUCUAUGGGGCUUUUAUAUAAUUCUACAUUUAUUAAUAAUAAUAAUGGCUUUGUUUAAAAAGUAAUGAUAUUUUGGAGAUUUAGUUUUCAUGUAACCUAGAGUGAGCGAUGGAAAAAGGCAAUUCUUGAACAUGGGGUGAGACAUUCUCAGUAAUUUGUAAAUAAAGGCAGUUUGUUAUUUAGAAUUAUUUAUUUCUGGAGAAUCCGAACUUGUUUAUUUAGCAGACAUCACUUGCUUAUAUUCAGCCUACACAUAUAAGAAUAUCAUGGAAUAUUUUUACAUUUUUGUUUCUCCAUGCUUGUCUCAGAGCGGCGCGAAGCGAUACACCGGGAAGGCUAGAUAUUUUGUGCCCACUCGUGAUCUCUCUCUUCAGUUACACAUCCUUGGAAUAGCAGGGCAGCAUAACGGUCCGGGCGGCCCUUGCUGUGCCUGGUGAGCAGUUGGUCAAGUUCUGUUGUCAGAAGAGGAAUGGGAAUGUCAGUGUGAACCGAAAACCUGACGAACCGUAUGUUGACUCUGCCUGUCGGUGUUGGAGUUCCAGAGCUCACAGGUGUGCCUAGCAUGGAUUGUGACUCAAUCUCAUUCAUCGCCCUUUUCAACGCCUGAGUGAGUCAAUGAUUUCAAUGAUUCGUCUGACAAACAAAGAACUUUGUGUCCUGCGUGCCCAGGCAUGGAUCAAAGCUGGCGAGACAUUGAAUAGCAUCAUCUUCACAGACGAAUCAACUGUGGAAGAAGAGCAAAAAUAUUAACGAAAGCAUAAAGAUGUUGAUGAAGAAAAGUUGUUUUGAGUUAGAUAUGUAACACUAUAGAGUACAUAAGCAUCGAAUACAUUGCAAGUUGAGGGAUUUUCACAACAGUAGCCGGGCUAUAAAAAGUAUAUUGAUUGACAUUUGAUUGAUGAGCUACAUUCUUUAUUGUAACCACAAUGUCACACACAAUUUGUAUCUACCUUUCCAAUUACUUUUAGAGUUUGGGAUUUACAAAUGUGCGCUUUUAAUGAUUGUUUUAGUGCGACGGUGGAGAUUUGUUUUCUUUAAAUUAUUGUUUUAUGUAGGAUGCUACAUUUGACCAGUUGCAAUUGUAAGUAGGCCUAAUAAAAUAAAAAUCUAACUUCUACUAAGUUGUUAAGCCUCAUAGCCUUCCUCAGCCAGUUAACCUGUCUAGGACCACCCCCCCAACAUUCUGCUGAAAAGGCAGCGCGGGAUAUUCAAAAAAAUUUUUUUUUAAAUAUUUAACUUUCACACAUUAACAAGUCCAAUACAGCAAAUGAAAGAUAAACAUCUUGUUAAUCUACCCAUCGUGUCCGAUUUUUAAAAUGUUUCACAGCGAAAACACAAUAUAUAUUUAUGCUAGAUCACCACCAAAUCCCCAAAAAACACAGCCAUUUUCCCCAGCCAAAGAUAGUCACAACAGCAGAAAUAGAGAUAAAAUGAAUCACUAACCUUUGAUAAUCUUAAUCAGAUGACACUCAUAGGACAUCAUGUUACACAAUACAUGUAUGUUUUGUUCGAUAAUGAUGCCAUCUAUUUUGUGAAGUGCACCAGUCCCUCCUGCAGCAAAGUACCCCCACAGCAUGAUGCUGCCACCCCCGUGCUUCACGGUUGGGAUGGUGUUCUUCAGCUUGCAAGCAUCCCCCUUUUUCUCCAAACAUAACGAUGGUCAUUAUGGCCAAACAGUUCUAUUUUUGUUUCAUCAGACCAGAGGACAUUUCUCCAAAAAGUAUGAUCUUUGUCCCCAUUUGCAGUUGCAAACCAUAUUCUGGCUUUUUUAUGGUGGUUUUGGAACCGUGGCUUCUUCCUUGCUGAGCAGCCUUUCAGGUUAUGUCGAUAUAGGACUCGUUUUACUGUGGAUAUAGAUACUUUUGUACCUGUUUUCUCCAGCAUCUUCACAAGGUCCUUUGCUGUUGUUCUGGGAUUGAUUUGCACUUUUCGCACCAAAGUACGUUCAUCUCUAGGAGACAGAACACGUCUCCUUCCUGACCAGUUAUGACGGCUGCGUGGUCCCAUGGUGUUUAUACUUGCGUACUAUUGUUUGUACAGAUGAACAUGGUACCUUCAGGCGUUUGGAAAUUGCUUACAAGAAUGAACCAGACUUGUGGAGGUCUAAAAAGAGGCACUGAGUUUGAAGGUAGGCCUUGAAAUACAUCCACAGGUACACCUCCAAUUGACUCAAAUGAUGUAAAUUAGCUUCUAAAUCAGAAAAUCAGAAGCUUCUAAAUCCAUGACAUCAUUUUCUGGAGUUUCCCAAGCUGUUUAAAAGCACAGUCAAUUUAGUGAUGUAAACUUCUGACCGACUGGAAUUGAUACAGUGAAAUAAUCUGUUUGUACACAAUUGUUGGAAAAAUGACUUGUGUCAUGCACAAAGUAGAUGUCCUAACCAACUUGCCAAAACUAUGGUUUGUUAUCAACACAUUUGUGGAGUGGUUGAAAAACGAGUUUUAAUAACUCCAACCUAGCUCAAGCUAACUUCACACCUAGCUCAAGCUGAGGAGAGGGGGGGGUUCACACCUAGCUCGGCUAUUAGACAAUUCUUUAGUAAAAGUUGAAUAGUCUAUUGUUCAGUUAUAGCCCAUCCAGUUACGCUUGUGAAAAACUAAUAAUAAUGCUUUUUCCCCUUUCCACAUGUUAAAGAUUCCAAUUGAUAGUGUUUUUAGCCACAAUCUGCCCCAACCCCAAUUAAUACAUUUAGGAACAGUCGAUAGGGUGCUGGCCUUCGGACUAGAAUGUUGAGGGUUCGAAACCUGCUCCCUGCUUUGUUUCAUUACAUUAUUAUGCCAGUCUCAGAGCAAAUAGCCUGGAUUGUUACUCCCAUCUCGUUCCUCGCUCUCUUCCACGCGUCAUUCAGCACGCUUGCGGGCGUGCUGGCAGGAUAUACUGUUAUUUUAUUCUGUAUAUAUGAAUUACAAAUCAGCCUUUACGUAAAUCAUGUUUCUAGUCUAUUGCAUAGUUACAAAUAUGCACAAUCGUUUAUCUCUACAUUAACUAACAUAUUCCUCUCAAUUGUAGAUUUUUUGCUUGACUCGUUAAGACAUAACAACUUACAUUUGCUUCCCCCGUAAUGUUUUGUCAGCCAUCUUUGCUGAAGAAAGUCACCACGGACGGGUGGCUCUCGUCAAAUUCGUCAUUGGAACCACUCGAUAUGAUGGGUCAUAUAAAAACCUUGGGACCUAAAUGCAUAAUGAGGGCUCUAACUCCCCCUCGUGGUGGUCUGUAGCAAUGGGUACCUCUAAGUCCCGCCGGUGUAAGCUUGCAACUUUUUAAAUGAGGAAUCGCUGUAUGAACAGGCUUUGUAGUUCUAAGAGUCAGCUUUCCCUCUGAAAACAAUGGAGAUGAAUCCAUACUGAAUCGUGUGUGUGCACCAGGUACAGACCACGGACGUACUGCCUAGCUGACAGUGAUGAGGAGUCAUCCAGUGCUGGGUCCUCAGACGAAGAGGAUACUUCAGAGGUCACCAA